GCGAUACCCAAGGAGAGGGAGCGAAGCAGAAAUAUAUCGUUAUUGUAGCGGUCAUUUAUAUCAAUUACUCGCGAUUCGUCUAUAGGUUGAAUGAACAGACUGACUGUAUGGAGAGCCCGGGCUGUAACUGUCUGUGACGGGGAACCAGAGGAACCAGGGGAACCAGGGGAACCAGAGGAACCCGAGGAACCAGGGGAACCAGAGAGACCAUGGCGAGCACUCAGCAGUUCGCUCUGGAGUACCUUCAGAACGGCCGCAGGUCCCUCGAGACCCACCUCAAGAACCCCUCCAUGGUGACGGCACAACUGAAACAUCUCAACAUCGUCCCAGAGAAGGUGCUGCGAAAGGUCAGGUCGUUCAAGAAGAGGUUGUCCCAGACGAGAGUGCUACUCAACGAGGUCACCAAGAGGGGAGAGGUUGCCAGUUAUGAGCUGUUGAAGAUUCUGUACAAGAACAGGCACAAAACAUUACCCAGAACUCAGUCCAAGCUGGGCCCAGAUCUACACCAGUGGAUCAGCUGCUUCUCCUUUACCGAGGACCCUGAUUUACAGAGUAGUCCAGCUUCAGACCUGGGGCCGUGCGAGAGAUACAGGAAACAGCUGAAGAUGAAAGCAACAGAGGUGGUCCAAGCGAAGCUGGACCGCAGCAUGAACUUCCUCAGAGACAAGUGGAAAUCCUUUACCUACAUCCCUCUUGUGUUAGACACAGAAAAGAGUGACUUGUCCAAAAUCAAGUGCAAAGGGUACAAAAAGGCACGUGAAAAAAAACUGAAGACUUACAUCCCGAGGGACAAAGGAAAACUGUCCCUCGAUCAUUUACUGAAAACCAACGAAAAGAAAAUCCUGCUUGUCGGGAAACCAGGCAUCGGGAAAACAACCGUGGUGGAGCAACUCCUGCGGCUCUGGUCGGAGAACGAACAUUACGAAGAGAGUUACAUGUUCUACUUUGACGAGCCAGCAAUGAGAUCCAUAUCUCAUUCCUCUGAGCCGUCCACACUGAGGUCUCUGCUCUUCGACAGAUACGUCAGUCCAGAGCAGGGCACGGAGGACGAGGUCUUGCGGGACCUCGAAAACAAUUCGGAAAACGUCACAGUGGUGUUUGACGGGGUCAUCGAAGAGAUGAGUAACACCGUUCUAAAAGAUAUCAUGAAUAAAAAAAUCCUAUGUGACGCGAAGGUCCUCACUACCUGCCGACCGGAGGCGGAGGACUGCGAGUUCCUGACCGACUGGCCCUCGUACAGGGUGGAGGUGAAAGGCUUCAAUGACGAGUCCAUCCAUGCUUAUUUUAAGUGGAGGUUGGGCACCACAGAACCGAAGGAAUGCAGCAUCCUGAACAACCUAGCUGUGUUUAGCCUGUGUCACGUUCCCAUGUACGCCUUCAUAGUGACCGCUUGCAUCUCCUUCAACCCCUCCGAGGCAGAUCUUCACCCUUGCACGAUAACAGAAAUGUACGUCCGGAUCUUCCGCCACUGCAUGAAAAUACACGGCGACCAGAAUGUAGAGCAUCUUGACAAAUACAUCCAGGACCACAAGGGCAACAUUAGAUUCCUAGCGCUAAGCUCCUACCAAGCCAUGCUGAAUAAAUCAGUAAACCUGUCAGGACUGGACUGCAAAGACAACAUCCAACAAGCGUUUUUGACAUUCAGCGCGGCCAAAGACCUGUCAGCUUCAACGACAGAGUUUCUGUCUUCGUCCUUCCUACACAACACCAUGCAGGAGUUCUGGGCAGCUCUUUUCCUUUUGAUGACGCCAGGCAACAUUAGCGAUGUCCUUCAGAAAUGCAGGACCGAAGACGGAAAGUACCUGAAGUACGUUGUCUGUUUCCUCUGUGGACUCAUGUCCAGUCGCCUCGCGGAGCUGAUGAAUUGUGUCAUGCACGCGGAAGAAAUAAGGGUCAUAUCUUAUUCUUACAUGGAAAAGAUCAUAGACACAUUUAUCCAUCCUAGUCGCGACGAAGAUUAUGAUGCAUUGGUCUCCUCAGAAAAUCUCUUGUUUACCUGCCAGUGCCUGUUUGAGCACCAAUCACCUGAGGCCUGUGCAAGCUUCCUGCAGAAGGUCAACUUUGAAUUCAACCUAUCGGGUGAGGAACUCGACCCCCAGCAGUGCUGUGCCGUCUCCUACGUGAUAAACCAAUCAGAAUGCCAGGUCGUCUGUCUGUACUUAGAUGACUGCUCUAUAUCCGACAGAGGACUGAAACUUUUCCUGAGCUCUCUGGGAAAUAUUGCGCAUCUGAGUCUGGACCCCAUCCGACAAUGUCAGAUGUGGAAAGCUGCUCUACACCCAGAUACCCAGGCUGAUUUCGACACACUGCUAAGCAGACUGCUAAGAUUGUGUGACGGAAAACUCCACCUGUCUGCUGUCGAGGGGCAAAAUGACCAGGGGGUGUUCCAGAGGACAGGAGAGUUUCAGUUUCUGAAGCAGAGGGGAGCAGAGACUGUGGAACUCUGCCUGCACCUUGACAGAGACACUCCACAUAUUGAUGAAUCCCUGACGAAAGCCAUAUUAGAUAGCCUGCCCAACAUCAACAUAAUCAGAUUUGUUGAUUCAGGUGAAAGGAGUAAUUCGUUUGAGGCGUGGGCAAGGUCCUUCCAGCUGGAUCUGUUGUUACUUGGGGCCCUGAAACAGAAAGAGACCGGACAGAAAUGCGUGGACCACCUCCACAGGCUUCUACCAGUGACCAACUCAGACUCCACUGAGAAUAAGACCACUUUUGCUCUGCUUCUGUACCAGCAUGUUAAGUCGUACGAGGACAGCCAAGGUGUGACAGUGCUGCCCAAGCUGGUGCCUGUUUUCCACUCAGUCCCGCUGGUUUGGCAGAUCAGCCUCGCCGACAGUAGGAUCUCCGCUCUCCUGGAUGUACUGAAGGUGACGGGGGUGAAGAAGCCCAUGGAAGUGGGACUGUCCGAUGAUGACACUGAACUGGGGAAACUGUUGGUGUUUCUGCCAUUCAUUUCACAGCUGAGGCAAGUCAUUAAACUUUACAAUUGUUACCACAUUUUCUGGACAAUCCAUGUCAAAUGUUUAUAG
Messenger RNA from Osmerus eperlanus (European smelt), 3026 nucleotides. RefSeq lists its product as uncharacterized. Gene Ontology annotation, biological process: regulation of apoptotic process; intracellular signal transduction. NCBI's taxonomy places the organism in Eukaryota, Metazoa, Chordata, Actinopteri, Osmeriformes, Osmeridae. The record is from RefSeq and is a predicted model, not a curated record. The coding region runs from base 210 to 3026 and encodes 938 amino acids. The transcript has 5 exons.